Messenger RNA from Ramularia collo-cygni, 1152 nucleotides. RefSeq lists its product as uncharacterized. Bases 1 to 1152 code for a protein of 383 amino acids. The record is from RefSeq and is a predicted model, not a curated record. The transcript has 2 exons. Lineage: Eukaryota; Fungi; Ascomycota; Dothideomycetes; Mycosphaerellales; Mycosphaerellaceae.
AUGACGUCAUUUCAAUCCCUUCUUUCCUCCAUCGGCGGUGGCCAGCCAAAGGCACCGCAACCGAAGACGAGCGGGGCGACCAACUCCGCGCCUGGAACUCCAGGCAGCACACGACCGCCGAUUCCACCUUCCACUGCUCGUCCUGCUGCUACCAAUUUGGCUGCCGGAGUGAAGCGAAAACCAGAUGAUCAACCCGGACCUCCACAACCCAAGACUGUGCGAACGGAAGUCAGGGUUCCCGUAAGGCCAACCUCACAAGGCGGUGCGCAUCCUGCUGCCAAACCUGCUCCUUCCAUCACGGCUGCACCUAAGCCUACGUCUUCUGCGAUGGCUCAACCCACAGCCUAUCGUGGUACAGCGAGACCUUCGGGCUCGAUCCAGCCAGCGAAACCUCUAUCCGCUCCGGCACCUGCUCCGAAACCUGCUGCCAAACAACCAACAGUGACUGCAAGUACCACCACACCCACCGCACCAACCGCAGACAGUUCUUCCAAACCGAAACGAGGCUUCGCCGCAAUCAUGGCAAAGGCCAAGGCUGCUGAAGAAGUAGCCAAAGCCGCUGGUUCUAGUAUGAUCAAGCACAAAACCGUGGAGAAGAUGACCAAGCGAGAGCGGGAGAAGGAACGUGAGCGAGCACAGCAGGCCGUGAAAGCAAAUGGGAAACCCGGUGCGAAGGCUGCGAAGGCGGGGCAACUUCCAGACCGGAGUCGGAGCAACACUCCAAACGAUGUUAAGCCUGGCUUGUCAAAGAAGGCACCGGAGAUCGCAUACAAAGGCACGAUGAAAAAGCCCGUGAAACCUGUGCCCGAGAUUGCUUACAGAGGUACGAUGAGAAAAUCGGUGCCUGGAGAGCAGGCCCCAAAACCAGUGGCGAAGAAGGGUAUGGCACAGGACAAGUACGGUGGAUAUGCCAGCUGGUCCGACCUGAGUGGCGCUGAAGAUGAAGAAGAAGACUAUGAGUCGGAUGCUUCGUCUAUGAUGGAAGCUGGACUGGACGAUGUCGAAGCCGAGGAAACGAUGGCACUCCGAGCUGCGAAACGGGAGGACCAGGAGGCUAUGGAGGAGGAGGAACGUCUCAGGAGGGAAAAGGCCGAACGAAAGAAGAAGCUUCUGGCUCUUAGCAAGAGCGCUGCUGCGAAGAAGAAGUAUUGA